Messenger RNA from Pyrenophora tritici-repentis Pt-1C-BFP, 684 nucleotides. Lineage: Eukaryota; Fungi; Ascomycota; Dothideomycetes; Pleosporales; Pleosporaceae. The record is from RefSeq and is a predicted model, not a curated record.
AUGGCUGCAUUCCCUGCGGCCAACCCUGUGGCCUACCAGACAUACGCAACCCCGAUGGCCGGAGAGAAAAGGAAGCGAUCAGCUGGGGUCAACAAGUCAGAGCUAAAUAUGGCCAAUAUGUGCUUCAGCGCAUACGCGUUACGCCUACAUAAGGCUGCGCUUCCUACGCCCACGGAAGACCUUGCUGAAGACUUUCGACAAGAUCUCUUUGAAAUGUUCACCCAUGCGCACACCAAAAGGAAUUUCGAGCAAGGCACAGCAGCUCGUCACGUGAUCCCUCGUCUCGCAGGCAACCCGAAUUCGACUCGGACAGACAAGGACAGGCUAGUCAGAGACUUCAUCGAGCAUUACAGAAGCGUACGAAAAGACCUAGAGGCCAUAGAGAAGCUUUACCUCAGCGAUAAGCCGGCCAACGACGAAUUCAUCGCCACUAUGCGCAGUCAUGUUGCUGGGCUGCAUAAGUCCUUAGCCGAUGCAGCCAAGUGGCGCGGCAUUUUGCGUUACACACCACUGUCUAAGGCAUGUCUCAAUUGGCUGAUUUGGUCGAUUGCCUACCGCAAGCCUUACCAACUUCUUGAUGACUUGAUCAACUAUAUUAACGAUGUGAAUGAUUGGCUCACCAUCCCACCACCAGAGAUGGACCUACAUCCUGACAUCCGGGCAGCCAUGAAGACUCUGAAAUGA